AUGCAAUCUCCAACUUCUCCUAUUUCCUAUAAAGAAACAAGUGUACCAUCCUUUUCAAAGGAAUCAACCACCACAGAAACAAGUAAAUCAUUACCACACGCUAACUUGUUAACUCCCCCAACUUUAAGUCCACCAACAAUUACAUCUGAUUUACCAACAUCUACUUUAUCUCCAAACCAUCACAACUACUACACUCAUUAUUUAAAUAAGGCACAAUUUAAUUCUAUUUUAGUCAACUGUUCUAUUAACUUAUUAAAAAUCUUGUACAAAAACCAGAAAUUUGAUGAAAAGUCAAUCAAAUUAUUCAUUAUUGAAAUUCUCAGAAGAUCUAAAACUUCCAUUCAAUCACUUCAAUUAAGUUGCUUUUACAUUUAUAAAUUGAUUGUUGCCAAACAAAAAAUCACUUUUGACGCCAAAAAAUUAUUUCUCGGAUUGAUUAUUAUUAGUUCUAAAUUCAACCAAGAUUAUAAUUAUUCAUUCAAAUCUUGGUGUAAAAUCUGUGGAUUAAAUGAAAAUUCCAAUGUUAAACAAUUGGUUCAUAUUGAAUCAACAAUUCUUCAAUGGUUAAAUUACGAUUUAUGUUUAAUUGGAUCAAAAUAUGAAAAUUGGUGCAAUUUACUUUUAAUUUUUGGUUAUGAUUUUAUUCAAUAUCAACUAAUUUUUGAUAAUAGAACUGAAAUAGUUUGGAAUCAAGAAAUUAAAGAUAAAAUUAAUAGUUGGCAAAGUUUUUUCAAUCAAUUGAAUUUAGAUAAUUUGAAUAUUAUCAAUGUUAAUUUUAACAAUUAUUUCAACAACCAAUUGAACAAGAAAGUUUUCGUUGUCAAAGACGAACAACCAACCCUCUUGUCAAAAAAGAGAAGUUCUACAAGCUUAUUUGACACUGAACAACCAGUUGCCAAGAAGGUUAAAGCCUAG
Molecule: messenger RNA, 915 nt
Organism: Candida albicans SC5314
Lineage: Eukaryota; Fungi; Ascomycota; Pichiomycetes; Serinales; Debaryomycetaceae
Gene: PCL5
Product: Pcl5p
Exons: 1
Coding region: 1-915 (304 amino acids)
Biological process (GO): regulation of cyclin-dependent protein serine/threonine kinase activity
Cellular component (GO): cyclin-dependent protein kinase holoenzyme complex; nucleus
Molecular function (GO): cyclin-dependent protein serine/threonine kinase regulator activity; protein kinase binding
Source: RefSeq, a predicted model, not a curated record